Molecule: messenger RNA, 3457 nt
Organism: Hyla sarda
Lineage: Eukaryota; Metazoa; Chordata; Amphibia; Anura; Hylidae
Product: adrenodoxin-like
Exons: 5
Coding region: 59-586 (175 amino acids)
Biological process (GO): P450-containing electron transport chain; positive regulation of oxidoreductase activity
Cellular component (GO): mitochondrion
Molecular function (GO): 2 iron, 2 sulfur cluster binding
Source: RefSeq, a predicted model, not a curated record
UCCACAUGAAAACACUGAACAAGUUGCUGAGACAGCCUGGAGCCUGGAUUUCUGCCCUAUGAAUAUGGCUCGCUCUGCCUCUACAGUCCUGAGAACCUUUCUGAGCAGACUUCAUGGUCCUAUGUGCCCUAGGAGUUAUGCAUCAACACAAACACCAGUUAAGAGCUACUCGAGGGGCUUCACUACUUCUGCAAGAUGCCAAGAUUCUGGAAAUUCAGAAGAAAACUUGACGGUUAAUUUUAUCAACCGUGAUGGUGAAACUCUGACAGCCACAGCUAAAGAUGGGGAGAGUCUACUGGACGUGGUGAUCCGGCACCACCUGAAUAUUGACGGCUUUGGUGCCUGUGAGGGGACUUUAGCUUGUUCCACUUGUCACCUAAUAUUUGAUCAGAAGGUUUUUGACCAGCUCGAUUCUGUUACAGAUGAAGAGAUGGACAUGUUGGAUUUGGCUUUUGGUUUGACCAACACAUCCCGCCUUGGAUGCCAAAUUUGCAUGACAAAAUCCAUUGACGGAAUGACAGUUCGAGUGCCAAGAGAUGUAUCUGAUGCCAGAAGAGACCAAGUUGAAAAACAGAGCAAACAAUAACUAAUAGGAAAAUAUUUGACAUUGCGCACAAUUAUAUAUAUUCAUUUCCUUUCCUAAGAGUUCUUUCUGAAGAGUUCUUCCUUAAAGUACAACUGUCACCUAAAAUAGUUUUGUGAAGCUGCACACACAGUGCACUAGGACUUCACAAGCCUAUUCUAGCCAUACCUGUAAUCAUAAUGCAGGCUGCUGUUUACUCACAAAAAGGCAUUUGUAAUACCUCCAGGAGUCGGCCAAUAAGUAGGAGAGGCGGGGCCUAGGAUCCACUAUGCUCCAGGGCAAACGAAUUGAUAAAAGCACGGUAGUUUAUUCUACCAUUAUGCAACGCGUUUCACUGCAACAGCAGCUUCAUCAGGCAUCCUGCCUGAUGAAGCUGCUGUUGCAGUGAAAUGCGUUGCAUGAUGGGAGAAUAAACUACCGUACUUUUAUCCAUUUGUUUGCAUCACUUGUGUCCAGCGCCACGCACAGACCGGUGUUCCUCUUUGAAGCUAUCCACUCGAUCUCCAUGGUCAGAAACUAGCACCCUUUCAAUGCUCGCAAACUUCUGCUGCUUCUCAGUGAUCAGUCGCAGAGCAGCCUUCCCUGUCUGGAUCGAAUUGAAGUUCUCUCUGAUUCUCAUAAACAACUGUCUCUUGGUCUCACCAAGAUAGUAAAAUCCACAGGGACUUUCUCUACAAUAUACCUUUGACCUCCUAGUAAGAUUUAUUUUGCUCUUAAAUUGUGAUAUAUAAAAAGAAAAAAUUAUUACAGUUAUAAUUUCUAAUAGCUAUUUAAUCAUGUUGUUUUUUAUUUUUAUUUUUUUAUCCUCUUUUUCGCAUUCAAUUGGUCAUCAAACAUUCUGUUUUUUUUAUAUGUAAUGCCAGGUUUUCUCUUUACUUCUGACUUAUGUACCAGUAUCUUCUUUAUAUAUUUAUAUAUAUAUUUUGUGCCUGUCAAUAAGUCUUUUCUAUCUCUUUUACUUGCUUUUUCUAUCACAUACUCUGGGUACCCACUGCCCAACAAUCUGUUUUAAUUAUAAAGCCUGUUUUACAUACAUUUCAUUGCUCUUAUUAAUUCUCUUAAGCCGAAUGAACUCGCUAUACACUAAGCCUCUUCUGAAGUGCUCUGGGAGCAGAGAAUUAUGUAUGAUUUUUUUCUAUAGUCUUAGAAUUUCCUAUUGUAAUCCUUACAUCAAGAAAAUGUAACUUAUUAGUUCUGAAAGUAGCAAAAAAGUAGUAAAAGACAUAUGCAUUAGUGUUAGUAGAAUUCAUAUAUGACACCAAAGUGAAGAAUAAUUCCUCCAUACCUUCCUGUAAUUCCAGCAUGUCAUCCAUAUACCUAUAAUAUCCUUUAUAUGCCUGAUAAAAAGGUUUUAAAAGGACAACACAUAUUUCAUUUCUAUAAUGGCCAUGUACAUCGAUCUUUAAGUGUAAAUGUGUUAUGUGUCAGAAAAAAGUAUAGUGCUUUACACGUAAACUCAGUAAAUUCUGUAUAUUUCUCCAGAAAAUCUCAAUCUGUCCGUACACCAGAUAUCAAUCUGUUUAUGCUAAUCCUAGAAAGGGAGUAUGUGUUUUCCUCUCAAAACCAUUUUAUUAGCCAUAUAAAAGCAUAUUAUUUGGUAUAUGGAUGACAUUCUGAAAUUAUGGGAAAGUAUGGAGCAAUCAUAUCGGAAUUCUACUAACACUUUACAUAUAUUUUGUAUUGCUACUUUUAGAGUUAAUCAGCUAGAAUUUCUAGAUUUAAGGAUUACAAUAGGAAAUUCUAAUAUAGUUAAACAAGGCUGUAGAAAAAAGAGUGCAAGUAAUUCUCUGCUCCACUAUGAGAGUACAUACAUGGUCAAAAGAGGCUUAAUGUAUAGCCAGUUCAUACGGCUUAAGGGAAUUAUUAACAAUAAUGGAAUUGAUGUAAAGCAGGCUUUAGAAUUAAAACAGAUUGUUGGUACCCAGAGUUCAUGAUAGAGAAAACCUAUAAGAAAGCAAGUAAAAAAAGAUAGAUAAGACUUUCUGAUGGUCACAAGGCGAUGAUUUGUGUUCUCAUUUGACAAGACUCCAAUAAACAAGCCAGUAAAUACAGUACAGUAAUAUAGAAGUACUUGAUACAUGAUUGAAAAUGACUCAGAAAUAAAGAGAAAACCUGUGAUUACAUAUAAAAAAAAAGAACGAUAGGUGACCAAUUGAAUGCAAAAAGGAGAAAUAGUAGGAAAAGAAAACAACUUGGUUAAAUAACACCUUACCUAUUGGGAAUUAUAAGAAUAAUAAGUGUUUGUUUUUUCUAAUCACAAUUUAAGAGAAAAAUAAAUCUUACUAGGAGAUCAAAGGCAUUUUACUAUAUUGGUAAGACCAAGAGUCAGUUGUUGAAAGAGCACUUCAAUUCGAUCUGGACAGAAAAGGGUGCUCCGCAGCUGAUCAGAGCACCAAGCAGAGAACAGCACCAAGGAAAUAUGGAAGCAGCUGAAGUUUUCAAGCAUUAAAAGGGUGCUAGAUCCUGACAAUGGGAGAGAUCGCCACCAUUGUUAUAGCGGGAGGCUAGACUGCUAAUGAAAUGUAAUUCUCUAGGUCCCUAAGGAUUAAACAAUAAGAACGACCUUUAUGCUUUCCUCUAAGGUCCGGUUCACACAGCUGUAAAUGUGUGGAAUGACCGCCCGAAAAACAUGGGCGGACAUUCCAUACAUUUGAACGAUCCGGCAGGCGCUAGUACCACUUGAAAAUGUGCCGGAAUUUGGAUUUCUGCCAUGUACACACCCUGCUACAGCGGAGUGUCCGUGGAAAAUAUAUUCCUAACGUUAUAUACCGUAUAUACAGCUGUGUGCUAGGGAAGUAUGAAUAGAGUUUGGGAGCUGAGCUUACGUUAUACCCCGUAUCAGAUGAUCUCAUCUGGAAACCUUUUUUUUUUUUU